Messenger RNA from Eurypyga helias (sunbittern), 1644 nucleotides. RefSeq names its product purinergic receptor P2X, ligand-gated ion channel, 7 (gene P2RX7). Gene Ontology annotation, biological process: monoatomic cation transmembrane transport; response to ATP. Gene Ontology annotation, molecular function: extracellularly ATP-gated monoatomic cation channel activity; ATP binding; purinergic nucleotide receptor activity. Gene Ontology annotation, cellular component: plasma membrane; nuclear inner membrane. The record is from RefSeq and is a predicted model, not a curated record. Lineage: Eukaryota; Metazoa; Chordata; Aves; Eurypygiformes; Eurypygidae. Bases 1 to 1644 code for a protein of 547 amino acids. The transcript is spliced from 13 exons.
AUGUGGUAUUUGGAUCAAGUGUUACAGAAUCAAAGUUGUGUAGUCUUCAUUUACAGAUUCCAUCAGGAGACAGAUGAAGUUAACAGCUCCGUUCGCACUAGCAUAAAGGGAGUGGCGUACACGAACAACAGGGUCUGGGAUCCAGCAGAAUACGCUAUACCAAUGCAGGCAAUAAACUCUUUUUUUGUGAUGACCAACAUCAUUAAGACAGAGAAUCAGAUUGAGGGGAGCUGCCCUGAGUAUCCCUUCGCCAAAGCAAUCUGCUCUUCAGACAAAUCCUGUGAAAAAGGUGGUGUAGAUAUCCACAGUCAUGGAAUUCAAACAGGAAGAUGUGUGGAAUAUAAUGCAACUGUUAAAACCUGUGAAGUCAAGGCAUGGUGCCCUGUGGAACCCAUGGAAAAUCCCCCCAAGCCUGCUGUUCUGAGUACUUCGGAAGACUUCACUGUGCUAAUAAAGAACAACAUUCAGUUCCCAAAAUUUAAUUACACCAUACUAAAUAUUCCACCGAAUUUAAACACUUCCUGCACAUACAACAAGAUAACUUCCCCACUCUGUCCAAUUUUCCGUCUGGGAUAUAUCCUUCAGGAAGCAAAAGAGAAUUUUUCUGAGAUGGCGGUAAAGGGAGGAAUCAUUGCCAUUGAAAUUAACUGGGACUGUAACUUGGACAGCUGGUUUUACGACUGCAGUCCAAAGUAUUCUUUCCGCCGCCUUGAUGACAAAAAAAUAUCUCCUGGAUUCCACUUCAGAUAUGCAAGGUACUACAAGCUACCAGAGGCGGCAGAGCAGAGAACCCUUUUCAAAGUCUUUGGAAUACGGUUUGAUGUCCUUGUCUACGGCACAGGUAGAAAAUUUAACGCCAUUGAACUAAUUAAAAACAUUGGGUCCAUGAUCUCCUAUUUUGGUUUGGUUGCAAGUGCCAUUGAUAUUUGUAUCCGUAUGAGAGAUUUCACCAGCCGCGGCAAGUCACCAUUAUACCAAAUUUACAACCAGAAAAAGUAUGAAACUGUGCUGAAUCCAUUACAGGUCAUGUAUGUGUCCUAUGUUGAUGACCCGCAUGUUACCUUGAUAAAGAAGCCUCUGAAAACAAGCUUGCAGCAUGCUCAGGGCACCAUUGUUGAGAGCCACCCUGCGAAAUUCUGUGAUGCUGACAGCUGCAGCACCAGCGAAUCCGACGAGAACCAGGAUAAUGAAGAACCGGAGCCAGUGCAGACCAGUGAGUUCAAUGAGGAUGGUGAGGAUGAAGCAUAUGACAUGGGGCACCCUCUCAGACAGGACGGCUCUUCCCCAGGCUGCCAGAAGUGGUGCUGCUGCGGCAGAUGCCAGCCAGCACAGAGGUACAACGAGCAGCUCUGCUGCCGAAGGAAAAAAGGGCAGUGCAUCACAACCUCCGUUUGGUUUCAGCAGCUGGUGCUCUCCCGUCAAACCCUGAAUAAAGCUCUUCUCUACAGAGACCCCUUUCUGGAUCUGAUGGAUAGCAAUGCCAACAACCGCCUGCGCCACCUUGCUUACAAAAAAUACAUUCACUGGCGCUUUGGCUCUUUUGAUCUGGAAGACAGAGCUGUCAUCCCAAGCUGCUGCAGGUGGAGCAUUAGAAAUACUUACCCCAAAGCAGGCAACAACUACAGUGGUUUUGAGGUGGAAUGA